AUGAUACUAAAUAGCAAUAGAAUAGUGAUAUUUUUCACAUGUAUACUCUCAUUUUUCAAUGUUAUAACCAGAGCGGCACCUCCUAAAACAGGAGCAAGUAAAUUGUCAUACAAAUCAUUAAAUUUGCAAAAAAUCUACCCACCAGAUCCUCCUGUAACGCAUCACGUCGUUGUCGGUAUAUCAUACUUUAAUGGUGAAACAUCCAAGAGAGAAACACAAGAAAUUACAGUGGAUUUAUUCGGUACCGUGGUCCCCAAGAGUGCUAUGAAUUUCCAAAGAUUAUCACAAGGUAUCCGUGUCGUCUUAGGGUUUUAUGAUCCUGAUAAGACAUUGUUAGCUAAAUAUAAGGGGUCCAAAAUUAACAAGAUCGCUAAUGGGUUCAUUGAAGGUGGUGAAGUUUUACCAGGUAUUUCCUCCUUUUCAGCUCAUGGGCUACAUUUCGAAGAUGAAAAUUUCGAUUUAACUCAUGAUAGACCAGGUAGAUUAUCUUGGGUCAAUGAUGAGAAAAAGGAUAAUAAUGAUUCCAGAUUCGCGAUAUGUUUGAAAAAGGAAGGUUGUAGUGAAAGAGAUGGGACUCAUGUGGUAUUUGGUCAAGUCGUUGCUGGCCUUGAUGGAUUAAUUGAUAAAUUACAAAAUGUUGAGACCGAUGAAAAUGGAGCACCAAAGGAGGACGUUACCAUACUUUAUAGUGUUGUUGAUGAAUUGAAGUUGGCUAAUAAGGACGUAUUACAAAAGGAAUACUUGAAAAAACUAGAAGCUUUCAAAGAUGGUGAAGUGUCUCAAGGUAUCACAUUGGCUGAAACUUUAGGUGUUUAUCAUGAUGAUCAAGAAGUUAUUGCUGAUUUAAGAUUCGAGCAAUUACACCAUCCUUUAUUCAAAGUACUACUAGGUAUGUGUGCUUUAUUAGCAUGUUAUUUCUUAGUAAAGAAGAGAAAAGUUUCAAAAGUCGUCUCCUUAAGACGUGAUGAAUGA
Naumovozyma dairenensis CBS 421 is the source of this 972-nucleotide messenger RNA. RefSeq names its product peptidylprolyl isomerase family protein CPR8 (gene CPR8). The coding region runs from base 1 to 972 and encodes 323 amino acids. Gene Ontology annotation, molecular function: peptidyl-prolyl cis-trans isomerase activity. Gene Ontology annotation, biological process: protein peptidyl-prolyl isomerization. Gene Ontology annotation, cellular component: endoplasmic reticulum; fungal-type vacuole. The transcript has a single exon. The record is from RefSeq and is a predicted model, not a curated record. NCBI's taxonomy places the organism in Eukaryota, Fungi, Ascomycota, Saccharomycetes, Saccharomycetales, Saccharomycetaceae.